This is a messenger RNA of Chelmon rostratus (copperband butterflyfish), 3703 nucleotides long. RefSeq names its product ubiquitin protein ligase E3A (gene ube3a). Lineage: Eukaryota; Metazoa; Chordata; Actinopteri; Chaetodontiformes; Chaetodontidae. The transcript has 11 exons. Bases 289 to 2814 code for a protein of 841 amino acids. Gene Ontology annotation, biological process: protein polyubiquitination. The record is from RefSeq and is a predicted model, not a curated record. Gene Ontology annotation, molecular function: ubiquitin protein ligase activity.
CUUGUUUACAGACGUUGGAUACAGAGGAUAAAAUGCUCUGACUUAUUAACAAAGAGGGUUAGCGCUUCCUAACGUUAGCACACUUAUAUUUAAUUUAGGCUCCGUGUCGCUGAUCAAACUGAAGGCGUUUUAAACGGACUUAAUGUCGCUAAAACAGCAGCUCUGCGACUGACAGGAGGUGUUUUUGCACCGUCACUGACAGACAGACAGACAGACAGGACCGUGCUCCUGCUCAAAUCACAGAGGACUGUAAAUUGGGCCUGCAGGAGAAUUCCUGAAUCCAGCCGAAUGAACAGAGCGGCUGCAAAGCAUCUAAUUGAGCGCUACUUUCGGCAGUUAACGGAAGGCUGUGGAAAUGGCGACUGCACGAAUGAGUUUUGCGCAUCAUGUAGUAAUUUUCAAGCUUUGGAUAACAAUUCAGCAGCUGCCAAAGCGCUUGAGCUGUUUAAGAUUAAUGCCAAACUCUGCAAUCCUCACCCGUCCAAGAGAGACUCUGACACCCCACAUUCAGACUCCAGUGCCAACGAAAACGCUCAUCUGGACAGUAAGAUGAGCGACUUGGACCUCUUUCCCCACAAGGAGGACUUCUCAGAUGUUCAUUACCUCACAGAGAACACUGUAUGUAUGAUCCUGAGUUUCUGCGAGGAGGAAGGAGACUACUCUGCUCUCAUUCGCAUCAUCGGGAGGAUUUUCUCUAACGCAGAGGCCUUGAUGAAGAGCUUCAGGAAGGAUGAACCCAACACCACCGAAAACCUUGACUCUUUUAAACCUACAGAUGUGGACAAGAGUGAGAAGCAGAGCGAGCAAACCUCUGAGACGAUGGGAGCUUCCUCUGCAGCUGCUUUACCGGACGAGGGUCCAAAUGAAAUGUUGGGCCCUUGUGAGGUCACAGUGGACGUCUCCGCCGUGAGGAGGGUCUACGACAGACUUCUAAACAUCGACCAGGUGGAGGCAGCUCUUGUUAACGCACUCAUUUACCUCACUCCAAAUGUGGAACUGGACCUGGAAUACCUUGACGUGUAUGAAACAAACCCAGAUUACCUGAAUAUCUUCAUCAUAGUGAUGGAGAACAGUAACCUCCACAGCCCAGAGUACCUGGAAGUGGCGCUGCCACAGUUCUGCAAGGCGAUGAGCAAACUGCCGGUGACUGCGCUCGCCAGGCUGUCAAAGUUCUGGUCCACGUACAGUCUCCCACACAUCCGCCGCAUGAUGGAGACCUUCCAGCAGCUCAUCACUUUCACAGUCGUCAGCAACGAGUAUGACGGCGAAAACCUGGUAAAUGAUGACGAGACGGUGGUGGCUGCGACCCAGUGUUUAAAAGUUGUCUUCUACGCAAGCAUCCAGGGGGGUGAUGUGGAUGUGGAGCACAACGAGGAAGAGGAGGAAGAGUCCGAGUCCGAUGAGGUCACCCUGCAUGAGCUGCUAGGUGAGGAGCGGCUCUACAAGAAGGGUCCCCGGGUCGAUCCUCUGGAGAAAGAACUGGGCGUCAGACCUGUAGAUAGCAUAAAACCGCUCAUCCCCUUUGAGGAUUUUAUUAAUGAUUCACUGAACGAAGUGGUGGAGAUGGACAAAGACUUCACCUUCUUCAAGGUCGAUGCCGAAACCAAGUUUUCUUUCCAGACCUGCCCCUUCAUCCUCAAUGUCAUCACCAAGAACCAAGGACUGUACUACGACAACAGGAUCAGGAUGUACAGCGAGCGGCGCCUGACGGCCCUCUACAGCAUGGUCCAGGGCGAGGAGCCCAACCCCUAUCUCAAGCUCAAAGUACGCCGCGAUCACAUCAUCGACGAUGCCCUCGUUAGACUGGAGAUGAUCUCCAUGGAGAACCCGUCCGACCUGAAGAAGCAGCUGUUUGUGGAGUUUGAGGGGGAGCAAGGUGUAGACGAGGGAGGCGUUUCAAAGGAGUUCUUUCAGCUGGUCUUGGAGGAAAUUUUCAAUCCCGACAUAGGAAUGUUCACCUACGACGACGAGACGAAGCUUUUUUGGUUUAACUCGUCCUCACUGGAGAAUGAAGCGCAGUACACUCUCGUUGGACUCGUCCUGGGACUCGCCAUUUACAACAACUGCAUCCUGGACGUACAUUUCCCAAUGGUGGUCUACAGGAAACUCAUGGGCAAGAAAGGGACCUACCUGGACCUGUCAGACUCACAUCCACUUCUCUACCAGAGUCUGAAGGAGUUGCUUGAAUAUAGCGGCAAUGUGGAGGAAGACAUGAUGCUCACCUUCCAGAUAUCACACACUGACCUUUUUGGAAGCCCGGUCUUACAUGACUUAAAGGAGCAGGGAGACCAGAUCCCUGUUACGAAGGAGAAUAGACAGGAGUUUGUGGACCUGUACACUGAGUACAUACUGAACAAGAGCGUGGAGAGACAAUUCAAAGCCUUCAAAAAAGGCUUCCUCAUGGUCACCAAUGAGUCCCCACUGAAGUAUUUGUUCAGACCGGAGGAAGUAGAGCUGCUUAUCUGUGGAAGCAGGAAACUUGACUUUGAAGCACUUGAAAAGACAACAGAGUACGAUGGAGGUUAUAGCAAAGACAGUCAAAUCAUCAGAGACUUCUGGGAAACGAUUAACUCGUUUGGCGAGGAGCAGAAGAGGUUGUUUCUUCAGUUUACCACGGGCACGGACCGAGCGCCAGUCGGCGGGCUCGGCAAAUUAAAGAUGAUCAUCGCCAAGAACGGCUCCGACACAGACCGGUUACCGACCUCUCACACCUGCUUCAAUGCACUGCUGCUCCCAGAAUACUCCACCAAGGAAAAACUGAGAGAAAGACUCCUGAAGGCCAUCACUUAUGCCAAAGGAUUUGGGAUGCUGUGACAGAUCCACAAACAAGGUUUUCUGACGGCAUUUUAACACAAAAAAAGGGCGUAUCCACAAAAAAAUGCUGCAAUAACCCCGUGCCUAACCGACCGUUACCAGUCACACUCCACUGUCGGCCUUUCAACUUCCACCGCACAUUAGGUUUCCCAAAGAGUCUAACGCGACACUUUCAUUAUUUAUUUUUUCUCGUGUGCUUUUGUUUCCUGCCAAACAUGAACAAUAUUUGAUUUGUGAAACUGUGAAAGUGCACUUACACACAGGAUUUUAGUGAAUGCCAACACAUACAGUAUAUUUAUUUGUUGACUUAGUGAAUACAUGUUUUUCAGUUCUUGACGGUGUAGCAGUGUUCAGUCUUCAGGCUCUCCUCCCUCUCCUGAGUGGACUGAGCAUUAUGGUGCUACUUGGUUACAAAUGUCAUUGUAGUAUUUUAUAUUACUGCUAACCCAAAUAGCCUCACUGACAAGCUUAUAUUUAAAGUAUUUCCUGUCAGUGUGGGAGCAAACCCACCAGUAACAUAAAGGUUAUUUUAAACUCUUUCUGUCUUGUGCCUGUUGUAAUACAUAGAAAUGAAUACUGUGUGUAGUGAGCCAGUAAACCUGACCAGAUGGAGUGGUUUCGAUAGCUUGCAGGGUUUUAAAAUGUACUUACUGACUGGUCAGGUCAGACUUUCACAUCCUGAAUGAAGUGUUUCUCUACCCUUGGUUUGUUUGCUGUUAAGCGUUUCUGAUUGCACAUUUGUAUGUGCAGUUUCCAAAUGUGCAAUGCCUGCGAGUCACAUGACAUGUUUUAUUUGGCCAAAUAUCUCAGGUACAUAAAGAAUGUGCAGAUAAUGUGAAACUAAUGUAAAGCAACUCUUAUGCAAAGUAAAUAAAGGUUAAAAAAGCCA